Oryctolagus cuniculus (rabbit) is the source of this 1627-nucleotide messenger RNA. RefSeq names its product YJU2 splicing factor homolog B (gene YJU2B). The record is from RefSeq and is a predicted model, not a curated record. Gene Ontology annotation, cellular component: U2-type spliceosomal complex; post-mRNA release spliceosomal complex. Gene Ontology annotation, biological process: mRNA splicing, via spliceosome. Lineage: Eukaryota; Metazoa; Chordata; Mammalia; Lagomorpha; Leporidae.
CGGUGCUUGUGAGUGCGCGGGCUGUGGACUCUCAGCCAAUCAGCGCGGCGCUGCUGCUUCGCCCCGCCCCCGCCCCGCUCCGGCGCCUGCGCAAGGGGGUCAAGUCGCCGCGAUCCAGGGCGCGCUUCCGGGACCGUCGCGGCGUGACGUCAGAGGAGGGCAGGAGAUGCACGCGGCUCCUCGGAUGCCUCCCCCAUCGGGCCCGAGACUCCUCUGAACUGGCUCCGCCGCACGGCCCGCGAGAUCCUCCCCGGGAAGCCGUGGCCCCUGUGCCAGGCUCGAGAAAGCACGUUGCGGGUCGGCCACCUUGAAGGCCAAGGCCAGUAGGCAGCUCCCAAGAUGGGGGAACGGAAAGGCGUGAACAAGUACUACCCGCCCGAUUUCAACCCCGAGAAGCAUGGCUCGCUCAACCGUUACCACAACAGCCACCCGCUUCGGGAGCGGGCCCGGAAGCUGUCACAGGGCAUCCUCAUCAUUCGGUUCGAGAUGCCGUACAACAUCUGGUGUGACGGCUGCAAGAACCACAUUGGCAUGGGUGUACGUUACAACGCGGAGAAGAAGAAAGUGGGCAACUACUACACGACCCCCAUCUACAGGUUCCGGAUGAAAUGCCACCUGUGCGUCAACUACAUCGAGAUGCAGACAGACCCUGCCAACUGCGACUAUGUGAUCGUGAGCGGCGCCCAGCGCAAGGAGGAGCGCUGGGACAUGGCGGACAAUGAGCAGGUGCUGCCCACAGAGCACGAGACGAAGCAGAAGCUGGAGACGGACGCCAUGUUCCGGCUGGAGCACGGCGAAGCUGACCGCGGCGCGCUCAAGAAGGCCCUGCCGACCCUCAGCCACAUCCAGGAGGCCCAGAGCGCCUGGAAGGACGACUUCGCGCUCAACAGCACGCUCCGCAGGAGGUUCCGGGAGAAGAAGAAAGCCCUGCAGGAGGAGGAGCAGCGGGACCAGGCGCUGCAGGCCAAGGCCAGCCUGGCCAUCCCGCUGGUGCCCGAGACGGAGGCCGACCGCAGGCUGGCCGCCCUGCUCCGCUUCCACACCCCGGACUCCUACGAGGACCGGCAGAAGCUCAAGCGGUCCGAGAUCAUCAGCCGCUCCUGGUUCGCCUCGCCGGCCGGCUCCAGCUCCAGCUCCAGCUCCAGCCCCGGUUCCAGCCCCGGUCCCGGUCCCGGUCCCGGUGGCGGCAGCAAGGCCAGCAGUGUCCUCAGGAAGCUGGCCCAGAGCCGCAGGCCCGCGCCCGCCGCCAUCACCGUGGAGGACCUGGGCAUCGUGCGGCGGAGGUCGCGGGACGUGCCCAGGAGCCCCCAGCCCGCGGCCGAGACCCCCAAGACCGGGGAGCCGCGGGGGGCGGCUCAGGACGGGCCCGCGGGCGCCCGAGACUGUCCUCAGGAGACUGCUGAGAGCCCCAAGACUGGGGGCGCUGAGGGUCUGGCCCGGGAGGCGGCCCCCAGCCCCCAGCCCGAGCCGCCACGCCCCCGCAGCCUCAGCUCUUCCCUCGUGGCCGACUACUCGGGCUCCGAGAGUGAGUGACUGAGUGGGUGGGUGGGUGCACCGUCGGCCUUGCGGGCUGCUCUGGGGGCGCCUGGGGGACCCUCACAUUAAAGCCCUGUGUCUUUGCCCCCUG